AUGAAAAAAUCCAUAUUUUUUUCUUUGAUUCUAGCUUUGUUUACAAAUCUAAACCCACCCCAUUUUGCAGAAUCUUCAUCAGAUUACACUACAUUGAUCUACAAAGGUUGUUCAAAAGAAACUUUCACAGAUCCAAAUGGAUUAUACUCCCAAACACUUUCCACACUCUUUGGUUCACUAGUUUCACAAUCCACCAAAACAAAAUUCUAUAAAACCACUUCUGGCAGUGGCCAAAACAGCAUAACAGGUUUGUUUCAAUGUAGAGGAGAUCUCACCAAUUCCGAUUGCUACAGCUGUGUAAACAAGCUUCCAAUUUUGUCCAACAAACUAUGUGGCAGAACCAUAGCUGCAAGAGUUCAACUACUAGGUUGUUAUCUACUCUAUGAAGUUGUUGGUUAUGUUCAAAUAUCAGGUAUGCAGAUGCUGUACAAGACUUGUGGUGCAACGAAUGUUGCUGGAAGUGGUUUUGGAGAGAGAAGAGACACUGCUUUUUCUGUAAUGGAAAAUGGUGUGGCUAGUGGUCAUGGUUUUUAUACUACUAGCUAUAUGGCUUUUUAUGUUUUGGGACAAUGUGAAGGUGAUGUUGGUGACUCUGAUUGUGGACAGUGUAUGAAAAAUGCUGUUCAGAAAGCUCAAGUUGAAUGUGGUUCAUCAAUUUCAGGACAAGUCUUUUUGCAUAAGUGUUUUAUUAGUUUUAGCUAUUACCCUAAUGGAGUUCCAUCUAGAUCAUCUCAAUCUUCAUACUCCUCACUUUCCUCAGGGCAAAAUCCAGGGAAAACAGCUGCUAUAAUACUAGGAGGAAUUGCAGGAGUGGCUUUUCUAGUUAUAUUUUUGUUAUUUGCUAGAAGUUUGAGAAAGAAACACAGUGAUUAUUGA
Messenger RNA from Lathyrus sativus (Indian pea), 876 nucleotides. The record is from the annotation of a GenBank genome assembly. NCBI's taxonomy places the organism in Eukaryota, Viridiplantae, Streptophyta, Magnoliopsida, Fabales, Fabaceae.